CACUGAGCAGCGUGUUUGUUCUGCAGAGGUGCUGAGAUGGUCGGGAACCGCGCAGCUGGAGAAAAGUUCGUUUUAAUUUGAUUUGGCUGAUUUUGUCCCACAGUUAUGCCUCUGCGACAGAAAAGGAAACGCACAGCUGAAGAGCUCGCUGACGAGGUUUUCGGCUCGAGUGAUGAAGAUGGAGGUUCUGGGUUUGAAAGUGCUGUUUCAGACGAAGAGGAGAUGUUCUUCAACGGAAUGGACCCCGCACAGGACGACCCCACACUGGCACAGCCUGAGGAGUCUGACACGCCUACAGAAGCACAGUCUGAAGACGCAGCCGCCAAUAAGAGUGACGGAAAAAAACAGUUAUCACAAGAAUCACACAGGUGGAAGAACAUAGAUGUGGACGAUGCUGACCCUUUCCACCAUGCAUUCUCUCCUGCUCGCAACCCCGGAUCUCUUCUAGAUCAUUCUCGAGAAUACAGUCCACUUGAGCUUUUCCAGCUGUUUUUUUCCCUGGACGUUGUCGAUAGCCUCUGCAGUAACACCAACAAGAAUGCAGCGUUAAAGAAACAAAAAGGCAAGAAGUACAAAUGGGAACCUGUGGAAAUUUCAGAGUUCUUGAAAUUCUGUGGAAUUCUUGUGUUUAUGGGCAUCAUUCGUUCUCCCAGGAUCCAAGAUUACUGGCGAACGGACAAUGUGUGGCAGACUCCCUUUGUGAGGAAAGUCAUGGGCAGGGAAAGAUUUCAGGCUAUCAGCUGGAGCUUUCACAUAAGCGACCCAGACGCAGACAAAGAAAAUGCAAGGAAGAAAAAAGCCGACUAUGAUAACCUAGCGAAGAUCAGGCCACUGAUGGAGAGCCUUAAAUUUGCUUGCAAAGCAUUUUAUCAUCCUAGGAGGCGCUUGUGGAUUGAUGAACGAAUGGUCCCAACAUUGAUCAAGAGUGGGAUGAAGGUAUUCCUAAAGUCCAAGCCUCAUAAUUGGGGUUACAAACUCUUUGUUCUUUGUGACUCAGCAACUGGCUAUACGUGUGAUUUCAAAGUCUAUGCUACUAGUAGCCCACGCAUAACAUCCCACGGGUUAAGUCAUGAUUCUGUAGUUUCUCUUGUAGAUCCUAGCUUUCUCGGCACAGGUUAUGUUUUGUACUGUGACAGUUUCUACACGAGCCCCACUCUGUUCAGGGACCUUUACGAGAUGAAGAUAGGGGCGUGUGGCACAGUGCGAGAAAACCGAUCAGGAUAUCCAAGAGCCCAGGAAAACUGUCUCAGCAGAUCUUCAGAGCGAGGCAGCAUGAGAUGGAUCAGACAGGGACCCCUUUUGUUUGUGAAGUGGAUGGACACAAAAGAGGUCUCCAUCUGCUCCACCAUUCACAAGGCCUACACUGGAGAUGUGAUCUCGAGAAAGCAGAGGAAACCCGACGGAACCUGUGAAGCCCGUAAAUUUCACCUGCCAGCGGCAGUUAAAUCCUAUAACAAGUACAUGGGUGGAGUAGAUUUUUCAGAUCCAAGGCUUCAGAACUAUACCACCCGCAGGACCUACAAGUGGUACAAAACCUUUUUCUUCCACUUUCUGGACAUGGCUGUAGCGAACACCUACGUGCUGUACAGAGAGCAGUGCGAAGUCAAAUCAAAAAAGACCAUGACGUACAUUGACUUCAGGAGGAGCCUCUGUGUGCAGCUCUGUGACGCUAAAGUAAAGGUUGCCCUACCAAAAAUUGUUCCAAUGGACCACGAAUUGGAACGCAUCCAAGGGGGUCGGAGAGUGUGCAGACAAUGCAAGUCAGAAGGCAGGAGGAGUGACACUUCGUGGCAGUGUGCACGAUGUGAUGUGCCACUGUGUGGAUCUGCUGCAAGGAACUGCUUCAGGAAGUGGCACCUCGACGAUAAAGUGAAGGUCGUAAAAAGGCUACACCAAAAAAAGGUGGUCCGUUCAAAGGGUGAAGUGACUGUCACUAUAGAAUAAAAUUCUUAAGUAAAGAAUUCUCUAAUCUGUUGGGGUUUGGUUAAAACUGUCA
This is a messenger RNA of Colossoma macropomum (tambaqui), 1996 nucleotides long. Its product is annotated as piggyBac transposable element-derived protein 4-like. NCBI's taxonomy places the organism in Eukaryota, Metazoa, Chordata, Actinopteri, Characiformes, Serrasalmidae. The transcript has 3 exons. The record is from RefSeq and is a predicted model, not a curated record. The coding region runs from base 106 to 1944 and encodes 612 amino acids.